Molecule: messenger RNA, 5044 nt
Organism: Myxocyprinus asiaticus (Chinese sucker)
Lineage: Eukaryota; Metazoa; Chordata; Actinopteri; Cypriniformes; Catostomidae
Product: serine/threonine-protein phosphatase 6 regulatory subunit 2-like
Exons: 24
Coding region: 603-3272 (889 amino acids)
Cellular component (GO): nucleus; cytosol
Molecular function (GO): protein phosphatase regulator activity; protein phosphatase binding
Source: RefSeq, a predicted model, not a curated record
GAGCAAGCAAGAGGAAUGCACGCGCGAAACGCGCACUCCGUGCGUAUUGACAGCACGCGCACGUCUCUGUCAGACAGAGGGUUUCGCCAUUUUGAAUAAACACAUGAGCGAUUUUUAUUUUCUGCUCCCCGUUCUUUGCAUUGCUCGAGAUAACUCUGCUUAGUACUUUACAGCAGAAUAAUUGUUUGAAAAUAAUUAAAUAAAUAAACGAGAGAGGGGAAAACAACUUUUUUUUUGCGCGCGCGAUGGCUCUCGCUCUGUGCAGAUAGUUAAGAGGAAAACGGUCUCGUGGCAGCUGCGGGGUUUCAGAGAGCGCGCGCGGGGCAGCAGUAGCGCCACCGCUGCACGAGCCUGACCAGCACUAACCGACAACCAGAACCAGCAGCUCGUCUGCAGACACUCACAGCGGGGUGUCAGUUCUUCUGAGGUGUGUAUUCGAGGAGGGCCUGGUGGGAAGUUGACCUCAUGCAGAUUGAUGCUAGGUCAUUCUGUGCUGUCUGCAUUCUGCCACUCAAAUGCCUGUCUGUCUGUGGAGGAGGUGUAACUAAGGAUUCACACGUUUCAUCAGCUGGUCUGUGCUUCCUGCUACAGCCACCACCAUCAUGUUCUGGAAGUUUGACUUGAACAACACCUCCCAUAUCGACCAGCUGCUGGAUCGGGAGGGUGUGACUCUGAGAGAGUUGAUGGAAGAGGAGGAUGUCCUGCAGGAGUGCAAAGCACAGAAUCGCAAGCUCCUGCUUUUCCUCUCCAAGGAUCACUGCAUGCAGGAGCUGGUUACCCUCAUCACAGAGGAGCCCCCUGCUGAUCUGGAGGAGAAAACACGCUUCAAGUUUCCAAAUAUUGCAUGUGAGCUCCUGACCUCUGAUGUUUCUCUUAUCAAUGAUAAGCUGGGUGGAGAUGAAUCCCUAAUGGAGAAGCUCUACCACUUUCUGGAGCAGGAGCCACCCCUUAAUCCCCUGCUGGCCUCCUUCUUCAGCAAGACCAUUGGCAACUUGAUUGCACGCAAAACAGACCAGGUAAUCUCUUUCCUAAGGAAAAAACACAACUUUAUCAGUCUGGUGCUGAAUCACAUUGAUGCCUCGGCCAUGAUGGACCUAUUGCUGCGCCUCAUCAGCUGUGUAGAGCCUGCCCCGUUAAGAAUGGAGGUCCUUAAAUGGUUGAAUGAAGAGAGGCUCGUCCAGAGACUUACAGAACUCAUGCACACAGGGAGAGAUGAAGAGAGACAAUCUAAUGCAUCCCAGACUCUUUGUGACAUCAUCCGUCUCAGUCGAGACCAGGCCAAUCAGCUGUCAGAGGUCACAGAUCCAGACCCCUUACUCACUGUCUUGGAGUCACAAGAGAAUGUGGCAGAGCUUUUAAAGAACAUGUUUGAAGGGGAGAGGACUGAAGCAUCUGUCGUCAAUGGAACGCAAGUGCUUCUUACGCUACUGGAGUCACGGAGGCCAGGGCUGGAGGGUCUGAUGGACCUGUAUUCUCAGGGAUGUGAAAGGUCUUACACUGUCAACAGCAGUAUUUUACGUGCUAUUGAGCCUCGUCUAAAGGACUUCCAGCAGCUCCUACUGAACCCUCCUACGAGAAGUGCAAUACUCACUACGCUGGGCGUUCUGGAGCAGCCCCUGGGGAAUGCCCGCCUUCAUGUGGCCAGACUGGUGGCUUCUCUGCUGCAGACUUGCGAUCUCAGCAUCUGCCAAGAGAUCUGCAGACUCAACACCAUGGACCUGCUGUUGGAUUUGUUCUUUAAAUACACUUGGAAUAAUUUCUUGCACUUGCAAGUUGAGCUGUGUGUGGUGUCCAUUCUGAACCACUCUGCCCACGCGGACUUCCAAAACCCAGGCCUUCAAAACCACAAUGAGAGGCCAGCUAUGGGCACAGGCAGCCAGUCGGAGGAGGGAACACCUGGGCAAAACUGCAACUCAGAUCCAGAAACCACACCCAUUCAAGAUGCUCUUGUCGCCAAUCUCUUCCAGCAUUGCCAACUGGUGCAAAGGAUUCUAGAUGCCUGGGAGGAAAACGACAAAAUCCAGGCUGAAGGGGGCAGACGGAGGGGAAACAUGGGUCACUUGACAAGAAUAGCAAACACUGUGGUUCAGAACCUGGAGAAAGGGCUGGCUCACUCCCAAAUGAAUGAUCUAAUAAAAGAGCUGUCAGAGGACUGCAGAGGUCGCUGGGAGAGUUUUGUGGGUGAGACUCUGAGAGAGACCAACAGGAGAAACACAGUGGAUUUGGUGAGCACCCAUAACUUGCACUCAUCUAGUGAAGAUGAUGACAUGGAGAGUCCCUUCCCCAAUGAUCUGUCCAUCCAGCAGGCUUUCUCAGAUUACCAGAUUCAGCAGAUGACUGCCAACUUUGUUGAUCAGUUUGGCUUCAACGAUGAGGAGUUCAGUGAACAUGAUGAAAACAUCAAUGCUGCAUUUGAUCGAAUUGCUGAAAUAAACUUCAAUAUAGACGCAGAUGAUCAUAGUGCCAAUGCUGUGGCUUUUGAGGCGUGUUGUAAAGAGAGAAUACAGCAGUUUGAUGACUGUGAGGAAGAGGAGGAUAUCUGGGAUGAAAAAGAAAUCAACUAUGCAACAAAAAUAAAAUCCAGAUCAAGGUUUGGGGUGUCUCUUUAUUCAGACAGCUCGCCCAAGAGUGCCAUGAGGAAUGGAGGUGGAGGCCGCAGGUCGGCCUCUAAGGAAGAGGACACUGAGGGAGAUUCCAGUCCUCUCUCCACACAUACACCAGCCGGCAGGACUCCAGAGUCCCCACAAAACCAAGGCUGGAGGGCAAGUUUUGGCAAGACAGAGGGCAGCUCUUCUAGUUCCUGGGGUGGCUCCCCUCAGCAGGAUGGUGAGGGCCAGCAGGAGACAGGCUGGGCCACCUUCACAGAGUUCCAGCCUUUCAGCAGCACAGAGUCCAGCCAAACUGAGGGACAGCCUCAACAAGGCCAAGAGAAGAACUUGGCUGAUGGUGGUUCGUCUACAAGAGAGUGGGGGGCAAGUCCUGAGCAGAAAGUUCCACUGGUGGCUUCAGACAGCAGCUCGUCUGGAGGCUCAGAAAGUGAAGAGGGCCUUGGAGAGAAUAAGACCGAAGACUCCCCUAAAACAGCUGCCAACCAGACAACACCACCCACAAGGGAAGUGUCUACUGAAGAUCUGGAGAAGCUCAGCAUCACAGACAGAGUUGAAAAUAGCAGCAAGUCUUCAGCACCUACAGAAGACUCAGACACCACUGUGACGGAGAUGAGAGUUGAGGCACCUUCUUCAGCUGAGAUCACACCUAAUGGACCGGUCUGAAAGCUCUGGAUAAGAGCCUUACCCAGUUCUGGGCCGACCUACUCUCCGCCUCUUCCAUUCUGAACCCCCAAACCUCAAUACCACUUUUGGUGUUUAAUUAAAGAAUGCUGCCAUGUUAUUGGUCCUGGACACUGCCAAUCAGCCCAUCAUUGGAGGAAGAACCGAGGGGCAUGUAACACAAACCAGUAACCAGUACAGUGCUCAGAGGUGUUAGUCUUUUAAUCCUUUCAAUUUUGUAUGAGAUAUGCACAGUUUUAAAUGUAGCAGUGACCGUGUGAUUACAGGAUCUGUCAGGAUUUUUUUUUCUUGGUUUGUCUCCCUCCCUCAAUUUUUUCUGGAUUAUUUUUCGCUCGCAGCCUUGGAUGGUAGAAAACGGGAAUGUGAAGGCCCUAUUUGGAAAGCACAGGCUCAUCAUUCAUGGCAUAACAUCAUUACAUCCUCAUGCCAAAUCAAAAACCUUGUUGCCUGAUAACCACCUCUGCAACAUUUUACUGUACGUUAAAGCACAACUGAAGUUUGCUGUAAUGCUUGUCACUUUUCUGCACCGGUCACCGCCCUGCCAAGGUUUUUUUUUUUUUUUUUUUUUUUUACAAACAGAUUAUUAUGGCCUAACUCAUGAAAUUAUGUAUUUUAAUGUUCUGAAGUGCUUUGGGGGAGGUUGAAGACAUUUUUUCCAAGUUGGAGUUGAUAUUUCAGCUUUGAGAUGGUGUCCAUGUUGGCACUUGUGCAAUAAUGUUUAGCCAAUUAAUUUAAAUUUCAGACUCAUUCGGUAACUAUACGUUAAUGUGAGGGUGUGCCUGUUUGUAUUAUUUAGGCUCUUGUUUUUCAUUGCAUGCAAAGCGUUAUUUAUCUUAACUGUUUCUCCGACGUUUUAGCUAGUUUGUCAAGACCUUCUGAUUGUAUUGAAUUCCAUUCAUCCAUUGUUUUCUCCCCUCAGAUCAACCAGACAGUAUCUACCUAGUUAUAUUUCUAGUCUAUUUUCUGCUUUUCCUAAAUGGAAUCAUGUGUUUUAAGCAAAAAGCUAAAAGUAAUCAUAGUACCCUUUGCCAGUUAAGGAAUCCUUCAAAAUCCCUGUAAGAGGACAGAAGGGUUCGCCUCUAAAAAGCAAACAGGCUUUUUUUGUCUGUUUUUAAAUGUCAGAAAUAACUGAAACCCCCCCCCCCCCCAGAAUGCCAAACAGUUCUGCCCCAACACCCUACAGGAUAGUGUUAUGCAUCAUCAGACUUCUUUUUAUCAGAACCCUCGCUUACAUGCUUUCAGAACUUUCUGGUAGCUCUUGUGGAAAUACUAUGAUCCACCUCUUGUAUUAUUUGUAUGAACAUCAUGUGAUUUAUUUUCCUACAGGAUUUUUCUCUCCAGUUCUUAUCACUUAAUUCUCACAUAUCAUAUCUCUGCAAUUUUACGAUGGUACCAAAUCUUGUUGGAUUAUUGCAGGAUUGGGAUGUUGCAUUAUUUAUUUGGCACUUAAUUGAGGUGUUAGUGUGAAGACCUGGUCUCCCAUUAUGCAUUGGAACACCAUGAGUGUUUGCUCUUCUAUGUCUCUCUGCCUCUGGGGUGUCAAUCCUCAAUUGACUCUGCUUCUUAUAUCUAUGACAUGUUCAAAUAGGUUUGUUUCCAAAGCCAAAAGUAUGUAUUUGCCCUUUUUUUUUUUUGUUUGUUUAAAAAAAAAAAAAAAAUCUUAUUUUUAACUUUAACCAAUAUUAUUUUACAAAAUGUAGAGAUUCUAAUUUAUGUGAUCUUCAGCAACCAAAAUAUUGCUUUGUUCAAUUCUG